AGCUUCUGUCGCAAGUCGACAUCGUCCUCUCCUCUCCUCUUUUUACUAGCUCGUGAAUCCCCUUAUUCCGCUCGAUCGUGCACCCUAAUGGCGCCCAAGGCCGAGAAGAAGCCGGCGGAGAAGAAGCCUGCUGCCGCCGCCGAGAAGCCGGCCGUGGAUAAGGAGAAGAAGUCUGUGGCCGAGAAAGCCCCAGCUGAGAAGAAGCCCAAGGCCGGGAAGCGCAUCCCGUCCUCCAAGGACGGCGCGGGUUCGGCCGGCGACAAGAAAAGGAGGAAGGCGAAGAAGGGGACGGAGACCUACAAGAUCUACAUCUUCAAGGUGCUCAAGCAGGUCCACCCGGACAUCGGCAUCUCCAGCAAGGCCAUGUCCAUCAUGAACUCCUUCAUCAACGACAUCUUCGAGAAGCUCGCCCAGGAGGCCUCCCGCCUCGCCCGCUAUAACAAGAAGCCCACCAUCACGUCUCGCGAGAUCCAGACCUCCGUCCGUCUCGUCCUCCCCGGUGAGCUCGCCAAGCACGCCGUCUCUGAGGGCACCAAGGCCGUCACCAAGUUCACCAGCUCUUGAACGGUGACAAGAUUCGGAUCUGGGAACCUAGGGUUUUCUCUAAACACUCUCUGCUUUUUUGUGAGCCUCGUAUUUUGUUCUGCUAUCUUGAUGGAUGAUGAUUGCUGUUGUAAUAUACUAGUUUAUGAUCAAAAGAAAAGAGAGAGGAUUCUCA
Messenger RNA from Musa acuminata subsp. malaccensis (wild Malaysian banana), 718 nucleotides. Its product is annotated as histone H2B. Lineage: Eukaryota; Viridiplantae; Streptophyta; Magnoliopsida; Zingiberales; Musaceae. Gene Ontology annotation, cellular component: nucleosome. Gene Ontology annotation, molecular function: DNA binding; structural constituent of chromatin; protein heterodimerization activity. The record is from RefSeq and is a predicted model, not a curated record.